AUGUCUGCUGCUGACAUGGAUCCAAUGAGGACAGAGGAUCAAGCAGUGACUGAUCGAGUGAAAGCCUCGGAAGAGCACAUACUAGAUGUACAGCAUGAGGUGAAGGGCCUCAAAGAAACAGUGCUGCAACUCCUGUCCUCCCUCUCUGCUUUGCUCACUGAGCUAGAUGUUGUUGAGGACCAAAGCCGCAGAGCAAAUAUAAAUAUCAGAGGCAUCCCUGAGCGAACAACCGCACUAUUUUAG
Pelobates cultripes (western spadefoot toad) is the source of this 243-nucleotide messenger RNA. NCBI's taxonomy places the organism in Eukaryota, Metazoa, Chordata, Amphibia, Anura, Pelobatidae. The record is from the annotation of a GenBank genome assembly.